Miscanthus lutarioriparius is the source of this 3924-nucleotide messenger RNA. The record is from the annotation of a GenBank genome assembly. Lineage: Eukaryota; Viridiplantae; Streptophyta; Magnoliopsida; Poales; Poaceae.
AUGGAGCUGGUGGCGGGGGCGAUGGGGAGCCUGCUCCCCAAGCUGGGCGAGCUGCUCAAGGAGGAGUACGGCCUGCAAAAGGGCGUGAAGAAGAAGAUCGAGUCUCUCUCACGGGAGCUCACGGUGGUGCACGCCGUCCUCCGCAAGAUCGGCGAUGUUCCACCGGACCAGCUCGACGAGCUGGUCAGGCUCUGGGCGAGUGAAGUCAGGGAGGCAUCCUACGAUAUGGAAGACAUCGUCGACACAUUCCUGGUGCGCGUUGAAGACCCUAACGAGGCUACUGAGCCACACAUGCUCCGGCGCCUCCGGAAAAAGGUGGGCAGGCUGUUCAAGAAGAGCAAGGCUCGCCGCAAGAUCUCUAGCCUAAUAGAUGACAUCAACGAGAAGCUUGAGGAGGUGGCAACAAGGCGAGGCAGGUACACACUUGACAACAUUGUCGCCAGCCCUGUAGCUGCAAACACCAUCGACCCUCGCAUCCUGAAUCUAUACAAAAGGGCGACCGAGCUUGUUGGCAUUGAGGGACCAAGGGACGAGCUCAUAAAUAUGCUGUCCCUAGGGGAUGGCGACGUGGAUCUGUCUAGUACUACAAAGAUGAAGAUCCUCUCUGUCGUUGGAUCUGGAGGGCUAGGCAAGACCACUCUUGCCAAAGCUGUCUAUGACCACCUCAAACCGCGCUUCGAGUGCCGGGCUUUUGUUCCAGUGGGUCAGAAUCCUGAUGUCAAGAAAGUCUUCGGAGACAUUCUCAUAGCCCUUGAUGAACAAACUUACACUCGUCCCAAAUUAACGGGUUUGGAUGAAAAUCAGCUCAUGGGCAAACUCAACGAAUUCGUCAAGGAAAAGAGGUAUUUGAUUGUUAUUGAUGAUAUAUGGGACAAGAAGACCUGGAAAUUAGUCAGAUGUGCUCUGCAAGAAAGUAAUUGUGGAAGUAGACUUGUGAUCACUACACGCAUUUCUGAAGUUGCCGCAUAUGCUGAUGAACCUUACAAAAUACAACCACUUUCUCAUGAUAACUCUGAAAAAUUAUUGUACGCAAGAAUAGUUGACAGUGAAGGGAAGUAUUUCGAUAGUCUUUCGGCUGAGACAUGUGAAAGAAUUUUGAAGAAAUGUGGCGGCGUGCCACUUGCUAUCAUUACAUUAGCCAGUUUGUUGGCUAGUAAACCAGGAGAGGACUGGUCUGAGGUCUACAACUCAAUUGGUUUUGGGCAUAAAGGCAAUGAUGACGUAGAUAAUACCAGAAGGAUAUUGUCUUUUAGCUACUAUGAUCUGCCUUCACAUCUGAAGGCUUGCUUAUUGUAUCUAAGCGUAUUUCCGGAAGAUAGUAUCAUAGAGAAAAAUAGUUUGAUAUGGAUGUGGAUAGCUGAAGGUUUCAUCUCUGAGGAACAAGGAGCAGAUGCAGGGGGAAAAAUUUUUGUCACUGUAUUGAAUGGUGGUGAGCGACAGAAACUUCAGGGGAGCAUUUCUCGCAGGUUAGCCCUACAGUGUGUUGAAGAGCACAACGUUGGCCAGCUGGCUAACAUCGCUGUGGAGAAAGUGAGAUCCAUUUUUGCCAGUGAGUGUGAUUUUUGUGCAUUAUGCCCACGCCUCCCAUAUUUACGUGUAGUAGAAAUGGUAGGAUGUUCUGUUUUCCACGAAGACUGCAUCGAAGAUGUGUCGGAGAAUCAUCUUGUGAGUUUACUUCACUUGAGGUACCUCAGACUAGAGAAUAUCAAAAAGCUGCCCGAGGUAGGAUAUUUGAGGUUUCUGCAAACACUGGAUUUACGGGACAACUACAUGAAGGAGCUGCCCGAGGAGGUGGGACUUCUGACGCAACUUGUUUGCCUACGAUGUAGUUACCUGACAAGAGUGCCGGCUGGUUUGAUCGGUAAGCUGACAUCAUUGCAAGAGCUAUGUAUAUCGUGUGGAGGUGAAGGUGCUAUAAUAAUGCAGUUUGUGAAGGAGCUGGGCCUGCUGAGGGAACUGAGGGUGCUCCAGGCUAAUAUUCGUGCUAGGGUCAGUGAGAGCAUCGGGAGUGCUUUGCUGGACUCCCUGGGCCAUCUGCACAAUAUCCAGGAACUUGAAAUUUUGGUAUACUACUCUCCAAAUAAGGUCUGGGUGAGCAGCGAUGCAGGACGGUUCUCCUGUCGGCAUCUCCGGGUCCUGCGUUUGCACUGCUUUGGGUUUUCUGGACUGCCAGUGUGGAUUAACUCGUCGCUUGCUCCAAACCUAUGCUAUCUGGAUCUGCUAGUGGUAGCUGUGGAAGACCACGACAUGGAAACCCUUGCCAAGUUGCCAGAGCUUAGUUGCCUCAUACUGCAUUUGACUGGCACCAAAUUAGUUAGCAUAAAGCUUCGUGCUGAAGGUGUUGGCUACUUCCGCAAGUUGAGAUCCUUAAAGAUACUCGGUUCAUUUAUCAGGUUUGAUGUGUGCGGCGGCGAGUGCAACAGCAGCAGGGUACCAUCUAAUAAUACUAUCAUGCCAGGUCUUGAAUCCCUUGAGUUUGGUGUCCAUGUGCGGUCCCUAAAAGACGAGAAGCUGCAGCUUGGUUUUGACAAGAUGCUUGGCUUCCAGAACCUCGGAACAAGUUCGCUCCAGCGAGUCAAAGCCGAAGUGAACUGUCAAGGUGCCACUAUUUGGAAUGUGAAGGAAGCAGAGGCUGCAUUGAAGCACGCGGCCGCAGUCCAUCCAAAACAUCCCACUCUUCUAACCAACAGGGUAGAAUCACAAUAUAUGAUCGAGAUCUCACGCUACCAAAAGGCAUGUAUGGAAAUGAGCAAAGCCCCUGAGUUAGUAACCAAGGCCUGGAAGUUGGCAGACAUCGUUGGCUCAGGACAAAUUCAAAUUCUGCGUAUGCCAGAUCCGACGGCAUCUUCAAGCAAAGUUAUGCGCUUGUUGUACACAGAUAAUGGGCUGGCACUUUUGGCUCUCAGCUCCAAUGAUGUUCAUAAGCUGUGGAAAUGGGAGCAUAGGGACAAGAAUCCACGUGGCAAGUCAUCCAAAUUUGUUCCACCUGUACUAUGGCAACCGAAAAAUGGAAUUCCAAUGACAAACGACACCAUUGAUGGCAAUGACCCUAAAGAAGCAACAGCCUGCACUGCACUAUCCAAAAAGGACCACUAUCUAAUUUCUGCUUCUGGUGGCAAAGUCUCAUUGUUCAACAUGAUGACAUUCAAGGUCAUGACUACUUUCAUGGCACCUCCACCUGCUGCAACUUUCCUUGCAAUCUACCCGUUUGACAAUAACAUCAUAGCUAUUGGAAGGGAGGACUCUUCAAUUCAAAUCUACAAUGUCCGUAUAGGCGAAGUUAAAAUUGUGCUCACGGGUCAUCACAAAAAGAUAACUGGACUAGCAUUUUCGCAAUCAAUGGACAUGCUUGUAUCUUCAGGUGCUGAUGCUCAGCUAUGUGUUUGGAGCAUUGAUGGUUGGGAAAAGAAGAAAUCAAGAUACAUCAAACGUCCAUCUAAUGGUUCCAGUGCUUUAGUUGGUGAUACAGUGGUGCAGUUUCACUAUGAUGGAAGGCAUCUUUUAGUAGUUCAUGAGAGUCAGUUGGCGAUCUAUGAUUGGCAAUUGGAAUGCUUGUGCUCAUGGUUCCCAAGAGAUGCACCCCCUUCCCCAAUUUCAAGUGCGGUAUACUCACUUGGUUGUUUGUUGGUCUAUGCUGGAUUUCGUGAUGGUGCAAUUGGAAUAUUCGAUGUAGAAUCUCUUACGUUAAAGUGCAGGAUAGCACCCUCUGCCUACAUACCAUCUUCAAUAUCCAGGGAUGGUGAAACUGUCUAUCCCACAGUUGUCGCUAGGCAUCCGUGGAAGCCAAACCAGAUUGUAGUGGGCAUGAGCGAUGGUGCAGUUCUUGUGCUGGAGCCGUUGGAUACAGACGACGUACAAGUGGGGUGGGACGUCACCUCAGAACAACAUCCAUCCCGUGAUGUCAGCAGUACCAGACUCAGUUAA